Messenger RNA from Oryza sativa Japonica Group (Japanese rice), 3314 nucleotides. Its product is annotated as valine--tRNA ligase, chloroplastic/mitochondrial 2. Gene Ontology annotation, cellular component: cytoplasm; cytosol. Lineage: Eukaryota; Viridiplantae; Streptophyta; Magnoliopsida; Poales; Poaceae. The record is from RefSeq and is a predicted model, not a curated record. Gene Ontology annotation, molecular function: ATP binding; aminoacyl-tRNA deacylase activity; valine-tRNA ligase activity. Gene Ontology annotation, biological process: valyl-tRNA aminoacylation.
GGGGUUCGUCACCCUCCCGCGUUAUCCAUCCUCUUCCAAACCCAAACCCCACGAGCUCCCCUCCUCCCCUGGACUGGAUAGCAAUCUAGGGUUUUAUCCCGAGCCCGCGCGCCGCUCCAAUGGCGCUCGCGGGCGCCUCCUCGUCGGCCUGCCUCCGCCGCCUCAACCCGCUCCUCUUCUCCGCCCACCGCCGCCCCGCGUGGACCCCGCGCCGCGCCGCCCGCAGGUUCUGCGCAGCUGCAGUUGCCUCGGAGAGAGAUGUGUUCACCUCCCCGGAGGUCGCCAAGUCGUUCGACUUCACCAAUGAGGAGCGGAUUUAUAAGUGGUGGGAGUCUCAAGGAUUCUUUAAGCCUAACUUUGAUCGUGGAGGAGAUCCAUUUGUCAUCCCAAUGCCACCACCGAAUGUUACCGGAUCGCUGCAUAUGGGCCAUGCUAUGUUUGUCACCCUUGAGGAUAUAAUGGUAAGGUAUUUCCGUAUGAAAGGAAGGCCUGCACUUUGGUUGCCUGGUACUGACCAUGCAGGGAUUGCCACUCAGUUGGUUGUGGAAAAGAUGUUAGCUGCUGAAGGAAUCAAAAGAACAGAUCUGACCCGAGAGGAGUUCACUAAAAGAGUUUGGGAGUGGAAAGAAAAGUACGGGAGCACUAUCACUAAUCAGAUUAAGCGAUUGGGUGCAUCUUGUGAUUGGAGUCGUGAGCGUUUCACUCUUGAUGAACAAUUAAGUCGUGCAGUUAUUGAAGCAUUUGUUAGGCUUCAUGAAAAAGGGCUUAUAUAUCAAGGAUCUUACUUGGUCAACUGGUCUCCAAACCUACAGACUGCAGUAUCUGAUUUAGAAGUGGAAUACUCUGAAGAACCUGGUAAUUUGUACUUCAUCAAGUACCGUGUGGCAGGUGGAUCAAGGGAUGAUUUUAUGACUAUUGCAACAACACGGCCUGAGACUCUCUUUGGCGAUGUUGCAAUUGCUGUAAACCCAGAGGAUGAACGUUAUGCAAAAUAUGUGGGCAAAUUGGCUAUUGUUCCCUUGACAUUUGGGAGACAUGUUCCUAUUAUUGCUGACCGGUAUGUUGAUCCAGAAUUUGGAACAGGGGUGCUGAAGAUUAGCCCUGGACAUGAUCAUAACGAUUAUCAUAUUGCACGAAAACUUGGGUUGCCAAUUCUCAAUGUUAUGAACAAAGAUGGUACACUAAAUGAUGUUGCUGGAUUAUACAGUGGCAUGGAUCGUUUUGAGGCACGGGAGAAGUUGUGGUCUGACCUUGUUGAGACUAACUUGGCAGUAAAGAAGGAACCCUAUACACUUCGAGUUCCUAGAUCUCAACGGGGUGGUGAAGUAAUAGAGCCAUUGAUUAGUAAACAGUGGUUUGUCACUAUGGAUCCAUUAGCUGAAAAGGCCCUUCAUGCUGUUGAAAAAGGGCAACUAACUAUUCUUCCAGAGAGAUUUGAAAAGAUAUAUAAUCAUUGGUUGACAAACAUAAAGGAUUGGUGUAUUAGUAGGCAACUGUGGUGGGGUCAUCGGAUCCCUGUUUGGUACAUCGUUGGAAAGAAAUGUGAGGAAGACUAUAUUGUUGCUAGAAGUGCAGAGGAGGCACUUGCAAAGGCUCAGGAAAAAUAUGGAAAAUCAGUUGAAAUAUAUCAAGAUCCUGAUGUUCUUGACACUUGGUUCUCAAGUGCUCUGUGGCCUUUCAGUACACUUGGUUGGCCAGACCUAUCCAGUGAGGAUUUUAAGCACUUUUAUCCUGCAACUGUUCUUGAGACUGGCCAUGACAUUUUGUUCUUCUGGGUUGCACGAAUGGUCAUGAUGGGAAUUGAGUUUACAGGAACUGUGCCAUUUUCUUAUGUUUAUCUUCAUGGUCUCAUCCGGGACUCUGAGGGACGAAAAAUGUCUAAGACACUGGGGAAUGUCAUUGACCCUCUAGAUACCAUCAAAGAGUACGGGACAGAUGCAUUGAGAUUUACACUUUCCAUGGGUACCGCAGGCCAGGACCUUAAUCUCUCUACAGAAAGAUUGACAUCAAACAAGGCUUUCACCAACAAACUCUGGAAUGCAGGCAAAUUUUUGUUGCAGAAUUUGCCUGAUAGAAGUGAUGCCACUGCAUGGGAUGUCUUGUUAGCAAAUAAGUUUGAUACAGAAGCGUCACUUCAGAAACUACCACUGCCAGAAUCCUGGGUGGUGACAGGAUUACACGAACUCAUCGAUAGGGUCAGCACAAGCUACGACAAAUUUUUCUUUGGCGAUGCAGCUAGAGAAAUCUACGAUUUCUUUUGGGGGGACUUUGCUGAUUGGUAUAUUGAAGCCAGCAAGACACGUCUUUACCACUCUGGUGAUGAUUCAGCUUCUUCUAUGGCACAAAGUGUUCUGUUGUAUGUGUUUGAAAACAUACUGAAGCUAUUGCACCCCUUCAUGCCCUUUGUCACUGAAGAGUUAUGGCAGGCAUUGCCAUACAGAAAACAAGCAAUUAUUGUUGCCCACUGGCCUGCGACUGAUCUCCCUAAGAAUUCUCUCUCGAUCAAGAGAUUUCAGAAUUUGCAAUCGUUGAUAAGAGGUAUCAGAAAUGUUCGAGCAGAGUAUUCUGUUGAGCCAGCCAAGCGAAUAUCUUCAUCAGUUGUUGCUGCCGCAGAUGUCCUAGAUUACAUAUCGAAGGAGAAGCAGGUCCUGGCUUUACUUUCAAAGCUUGACAUGCAGAGUAUACAUUUUAGCGAGUUGCCGCCAGGUGAUGCAAAUCAGUCGGUCCACAUUGUUGCUGAUGAGGGUCUGGAGGCCUAUCUACCCCUGGCUGACAUGGUGGAUGUUUCUGAGGAAGUUAAGCGGCUGUCAAAGCGCCUCUCUAAGAUGCAGUCGGAAUAUGAUUCUUUGCUGGCCCGUCUCAAUUCAGGAAGUUUUGUAGAGAAGGCCCCAGAAGAAAUUGUUCGUGGAGUUCGUGAGAAAGCAUCAGAAGCAGAAGAGAAGAUCUCCCUCACCAAGAAUCGGCUCGCUUUCCUGCAGUCAACAGUAUCAAGUUAGAUUCAGCAGUCACCAUUGACGGUGUCAACCUGCCAUCUAAAUAACAAUUUUGAUUAGUCCUGAUUUGGACGAGAGAUGCCACUUCCGGAUAUAAAUUGGCGUGUCAGAGUAGUGAGUGCCAUUCCAUUUUCGCGUGUGCAGGACAUUGCAACUGGUGCACGCAUCUUACCGAUAAGUUCUACUAUAUAACACUCAUUUAUACGUCUACUAGGUAUGCCUGUACGCCUGUGCGUUGUAACGGGACAAUAGUUGUACAUACAUAAACAAUACAUAAACAAUGAAUGGAAUAAACAGUUGCACACAUCUGUAUUAGUGAAA